Molecule: messenger RNA, 681 nt
Organism: Ornithodoros turicata
Lineage: Eukaryota; Metazoa; Arthropoda; Arachnida; Ixodida; Argasidae
Product: bombyxin A-3 homolog
Exons: 3
Coding region: 99-443 (114 amino acids)
Cellular component (GO): extracellular region
Molecular function (GO): hormone activity
Source: RefSeq, a predicted model, not a curated record
UGGACGAUUGUUUCGCGUUGAUAUUGUUCGUGUGGGUGUCACGUGACAAACUGACGGGAUCGUGAGCCCGAAAGGAGGAGGCUCCCCGUGUCGCAAAAAUGCGGCUAACCGUGCUAAGUCUCGCACUAUGCUUUGCCUCCCUCUACACGGUCACCGGAGCCACUGUACAAAAUGGACGGCUAUGCGGUAGACGUCUGCUCAACUUCAUGGAAUUCAUCUGCGACGAAGGCUUCUACGACCCCUUCACCGUCGCUAAAAGAUCCGUCGACGGACUGCGGCUCUUCCCUGGAUACGGCAGCCAGCAGAAGAGCGGAUUCCUAGGAGCCGAGUCGGCGUCCCAACUACUCCAGAAGAGGAUCCACGGCCCAACGACCGGAAUCUAUCAAGAAUGCUGUCUCAAACCGUGCACCAUUGACGAGGCCCAGACUUACUGCUCCAAAUGAGGACUUGUACUUUGACCUCCUUCUAGACUUGACUCUCGACUACAAUCUCGGCACCUGCCCAAAGACUUGCGCCUCGAAAGAGUUCAACUUAUUGCCGUCCAGUGCUUCUGCGCCGUGAGUAACAGGGAGAGCCGGUCCCUGUACACGUGUCUUCGAUAAACAGAUUCAAAGUAUUCCAAGCUUUGAACUUUCUUCUUUUGCAUGAAGUUAACAAAAAAUGAAAAGAACACAGUUACUC